Molecule: messenger RNA, 701 nt
Organism: Neltuma alba
Lineage: Eukaryota; Viridiplantae; Streptophyta; Magnoliopsida; Fabales; Fabaceae
Exons: 3
Coding region: 76-372 (98 amino acids)
Source: RefSeq, a predicted model, not a curated record
UGUAACGGUCCCAGGAGAUCAAGGAAGAAUCAGUAUACGUCGUCUUCUGUUGCAUCUCAUCUCGUACUAACUGUCAUGGCGAUGAACAAUGGAUUCAGAUCUGCAGUGAGGCUCCUCAAUUCUUCCGACGCGGUGGUUUCAAAGUCAGUGAGCAGAGGUUUCCGUUCCACUGGGGUUAAGAGAAUGGGAGGUGGACACGGGCAUGGCCAUGACGAGCCAGAAUAUAUGCAUGCAAAACACAUGUACAACUUGGAUAAAAUGAAGAAUCGCCCCUUGAAGAUGUCCCUUGCUGUGUUCAGUGCCUUCAGCAUUGGUGUUGUUGUUCCAGUCUACGCAGUCGUUUUCCAGCAAAAGAAGACAGCUUCUGGCUAGCCGUCUGCACAUGAUUUGUUUACUUGCAGUUGGGGAACCCAGACUAGCUAUGUAAUAGUCUAGUUUAUGUGUUGCUUUAAAUCCUUGUGGUGAUAAUUUUUUUCCAUAAUUCAAUCUAGUUCUCAGUUGGGGCUUAGUUGAGAUGUUGGCGACCAUGAACUGCCGUGCUUUUGGUUUUUAAUCUCAUGAACUAUUUAUAUGGCACUUGAGUUCCAUUAAUGUGUGAAAUAACUACGACGCAGUUGAAGAUAAUGAUGGAAUUAUGAUUAAGAAAUUUUUGGAGUUCAUGUGUAGUUAACUGUGAAACAGUUUGCUGAAUUUCAUGUGAA